AUGGCCUCGUCCCUGCUGAGUAAGCCUGGGGAAAAAGCCACUCAGGCCAUAUCAGCUAAAGAUGAGGGGGGCAGCAACAUAAAGAAAGGAAAGAUCCAGGGCCGCGAGUUAACAGCCUACCGCCCUCCCACCCCACCAGCAGCCACGGGCUUCCAUCGCUACCAGUUCUUUCUCUAUCCUCAAGGAGAAAAGAUCAUCUCUCUCCUUCCCAAAGAAAACAAAACUAGAGGCUCUUGGAAAAUGGACAGCUUUCUGACCCGCUAUCAGCUGAAUGAGCCUGCAGCAAGCACCCAGUUCAUGACCAAGAAUGCUCAGGACCCAAAAUAAGAGGAGACAUCAUGGAGUCCAAGUCCAAGGACAAGCAGAGAUAACUG
Dipodomys ordii (Ord's kangaroo rat) is the source of this 374-nucleotide messenger RNA. RefSeq names its product phosphatidylethanolamine-binding protein 4-like. The transcript has 4 exons. NCBI's taxonomy places the organism in Eukaryota, Metazoa, Chordata, Mammalia, Rodentia, Heteromyidae. The record is from RefSeq and is a predicted model, not a curated record. The coding region runs from base 1 to 327 and encodes 108 amino acids.